AGUGCGUCAAAAGAAUCUUUUCCCCCCUUUUUUAUAUAAAUGUAUACACAUUUACAUCUUUUGUAAUUUCCGAAACCUCGAAGAUGCGGAUCACGAAGCGGAGGACGAGGGGGCAGUAGUGACGAAAUAAUUCGAAGGUCCAUGGUGGAUCUUUGGUCCUAACAACCACCGACGGGCUGGCUUAGGUAUCAUUCUUCAUGAGUGUCAAAAGUGAACACAAUAAAACCAACACCCUCAUCAAAAAUAACAACCGUGCGCCAAUUGCAAUCCUGGAAUGCAUGGAAGAAGGAUUACUUUCAAGUGAGAGCUCAAUGGCUACGAAUCCCAUGAGUCGGCAAGUUUCCCUGUCCUACCCGCCCACUAUGAGAUACAGAAAUUUAGGGAAAUCAGGGCUAAGAAUCUCAGCCAUUGGUUUAGGUACUUGGGUCACGUUUGGAUCCCAUAUCUCUGAACAGAUGGCUGAAGAUAUAGUUUCCGUAGCAUAUGAAAAUGGAAUAAAUCUAUUUGACACAGCGGAUGUUUACGCUGGUGGAAAAUCAGAAAUGCUAUUAGGUAGGAUAUUAAAGAAAAAGGAAUGGAAACGUUCUUCAUAUAAUGUAGCAACAAAAUUAUUCUGGAGCGGAAGAGGGGAAUCUGAGAGAGGACUUUCGCGGAAAUACAUUAUCGAAGGUGUACAGGCGUCGUUAGAGAGGCUACAAUUAAGUUACGUUGAUAUAAUUUUUGUAAAUAAAGCUGAUCCCAUGUGUCCAAUGGAAGAGGUUGUUCGUGCCUUCACUCACUGUAUUAAUCAAGGAAUGGCUAUGUAUUGGGGGACGUCUCGAUGGACAGCCAUGGAAAUUAUGGAAGCUUAUACAGUGGCUCGCCAAUUUAACCUCAUUCCACCUCUUGUUGAACAAACAGAGUAUCAUAUGUUUCAGCGAGAAAAAGUAGAAAUACAUUUACCAGAGCUAUUUCAUAAAAUAGGUAUUGGUACCAUGACGUGGUCACCUCAAGCCUUUGGAAUGUUUACUGGGAAAUUCGACGAAGGAGUACAUUUAUUGUCUAGAGGUUCUAUCAAGAAUUUUACGAUGAUUCAAGAAAAGACGUGUCCUGAAGAGGGAAGAAGCCCCAGGCAUCAGUCGAAGCUUCAAGAGCUUUCGCUAUUAGCUGAAAAAUUGGGGUGUACCUCAACACAACUAACAAUAGCAUGGUGCUUGAAAAAUGAUAGUGUUCAUUGUGUAUUAGUCGGAGCUUCCUCACCAGAACAGCUCUAUGAACAUUUACAUGCCAUCCAGUUACUGCCAAGGCUGACCACUAGCCUGGUCAACGAAAUCGAGAAGAUCCUGGACAACAAGCCAAUCCGCAUGCCCGUGCAGAGGUGACUGCUGCUGCCCAAGGAUUCCUUGCCCGCUCCGAGGAGUCCACAACCACCUGUGGGGGGUGCCCUCGAACUCGAAGAGG
Molecule: messenger RNA, 1440 nt
Organism: Uloborus diversus
Lineage: Eukaryota; Metazoa; Arthropoda; Arachnida; Araneae; Uloboridae
Product: voltage-gated potassium channel subunit beta-2-like
Exons: 16
Coding region: 198-1361 (387 amino acids)
Biological process (GO): regulation of potassium ion transmembrane transport; potassium ion transport
Cellular component (GO): cytoplasm; voltage-gated potassium channel complex
Molecular function (GO): potassium channel regulator activity; transmembrane transporter binding; voltage-gated potassium channel activity
Source: RefSeq, a predicted model, not a curated record